UAUCUAGGAGUGAAAAAGCAAGCUGGCAUUAUCUAUAUAUCUAUAAAAGCAUUUUGCACCAUCGAAAAGAUUCAGCCCACUUCACAAAUUUAUUUUCUUUUGAAAUUCUUGGCCUGAUUAAACUACUCUCAAUUUCCCUCAGAAUGACUAAACAAUUCAAAUCGUGCAUCAUGACACACUGCUCGUACUGGUUUUUGUGAUAUUCAACCACAUAAAUCCAUUAUUUGUGUUUUGUACACGACAACGAUCGAGGAAAAACACAUGCUAUGUACAUAUAAUGAGCUAUUCCGGUCCCAACCAAACAAGAAAAGCAAGAUAUGGCACUGCAAAACUACCACUUUCAUGCAUUCAAAAAGGUGCAUUUUCACCGGGUUUUUAUGACACACUCCUCCGGUGACCAGAAAGAGAGUGUUCAAGAGGUGACAACCCGGCCGACUGGUGGAAGGUCUCCAGCAGAACAAUUUGCACCGCUAGCAAUGACGUUUGGUCGGCGGCUGGUAGUCGGCGUUGGGUCAGCCUCCCUAGUGGCUCUUGGUGCAAAUUUUGGUGGGGUAACAAGUUUUCUUCUCGGAUUAUCGCCGGAAACUGGGAGGAAUCUGAAGCUAGAUGUGGUUUAUCCUAUUGGAGGGUACAAUCGUUACAUUCAGACAAAUGAAGGAUUUGAAUUCAUGUACCCAGCAAAAUGGGUUGGGGAUCAGACACUGUUAUAUCGAGCACUGGAGAGAUUGGAAAGAGAACUUGACACGCCCACGACCAUCAACACUGCCAAGUCCAAUAAUCGGCGGCGGAGUGUUAGUGAACCGGUCGUUGCAUUUGGUCCGCCUGGUACAACCGGUGAGCUCAAUGUUAGUGUCAUUGUGUCGCCAGUUCCUCAAGACUUCUCAAUUGAAGCUUUUGGAGGACCAAAAGAAGUGGGAGAAGCAGUGGUUCGGACCAUUACAGGGUCAGGCAGACGCCCUGAUGUUAUGGGGACAUUGAUAGAAUCAACUUUGAGAGAGGAUCCAAUAAAGAAUGUCAAAUACUACGAGCUGGAAUUCAGAGUUGAGAGCCCCUCAUUUCAGCGGCAUAAUCUUGCAGUUUGUUGCUCUCGUGGUGGUAGGCUAUUCACACUAAAUGCUCAGGCACCAGAAUCUGCAUGGUCAAGGGUGGAAUCAGACUUCCACACAAUGGCUCAUUCAUUUAGUAUUACUGAAACAGCACCUGUUGCAGAGUUUAAUUGACCAAACACUGAGACAAAGUUGCAUUGCAAUUUUCCCUAACAAGGCUAUACUUUUUAUAC
Molecule: messenger RNA, 1279 nt
Organism: Juglans microcarpa x Juglans regia
Lineage: Eukaryota; Viridiplantae; Streptophyta; Magnoliopsida; Fagales; Juglandaceae
Product: psbP domain-containing protein 7, chloroplastic
Exons: 3
Coding region: 318-1220 (300 amino acids)
Biological process (GO): photosynthesis
Cellular component (GO): extrinsic component of membrane; photosystem II oxygen evolving complex; photosystem II
Molecular function (GO): calcium ion binding
Source: RefSeq, a predicted model, not a curated record